AUGGAUAAAUUAAAAUCAGUUUUGAGUGGCGAAGAAGCGCGCAGAGAUGACAGAACAGUAUUAGAGACUGUCAAUGAAGCCUCGACUUUAGGCUGGGGGACACGUGUGAAGGGAUUCAUCGCCUGCUUUGUGAUAGGGGGUGUAUGCUCUCUUUUGGGAGUGUGUAUGCUCUUCCUCCCCAAGAUUGGCAUCACUCUUUUCAUCGUCUUUUACACAUUUGGAAACAUCUGUACUCUUGGCAGCACCAUGUUUCUGCUGGGGCCGAUGAAGCAGCUGAAAAAGAUGUGUGACAAGACAAGAGCGCUGGCCACCACCAUUAUGAUUACAUGUCUUGUGUUGACUCUCUGCGCAGCCUUCUGGUGGAAGAACUUUGGACUUGCUUUAUUAUUUGUCAUCUUGCAAAUCUUGUCAUUUACCUGGUACAGCCUGUCAUACAUCCCGUUUGUGAGGGAUGCAAUACUGAAGAUGGUGUCUGUCUGCUGCAAAUGA
Molecule: messenger RNA, 489 nt
Organism: Scomber scombrus (Atlantic mackerel)
Lineage: Eukaryota; Metazoa; Chordata; Actinopteri; Scombriformes; Scombridae
Gene: sft2d2a
Product: SFT2 domain containing 2a
Exons: 8
Coding region: 1-489 (162 amino acids)
Biological process (GO): vesicle-mediated transport
Cellular component (GO): membrane
Source: RefSeq, a predicted model, not a curated record